GCAGCUGACCGGGAAACAGUUGAUCCGUGCGUGCUAAAUUUAUCCUCUGUUGACGUCCACGUCGGCUGGAAGAAGACGCAAAACAGACAGUCCAGUUUAUUAAUCUGCUUCUGCAGUCGCCUGUUGCGUAAAAGUGAAGUGUGCGGACUGUGCUUCUCCCGAAUCAGCGAGUUUACCGGGCUGUGACAUGGCUGAGCCCGCGGGAAAGAGGUUGAAGAGCAGCCUGCCGCUGUGCACAGCGCACCGGAGCUCCGCGACCAGCCGGGCCAGACACAACCUGCAGGCCGCUGUGGAGGAGGCGCUGUGCGGGGUGAGCAGCCUGCUGUGGGACGGCGCGUACAGGCUGCAGGCUCUGGCCAGUGUGUUUGAGCGGGACGAUGUCGCUCUCCCUCGUGUAGCUUCCUUCUUCCACCAAGAGGCGCUUAAGCAGGAGGAGGAGGCCGAGGCCAUGCUGGGCUACCUGGCUGAGAGAGGUGGCAACUACUGUGGCAAGGACAUCCAGAAGCCAGGCUGUGAGGGAGUUUGUGCAGUGUUACCGGCUCUGGAGCUGCUGCUGCUCCAGCUGAAGGAAGAAGUCGGCGUCCUGAUCGAGCUGAGCCAGCUGGCUCGGAACCAAGGAGACCCGCAUACUGCCAGUGUCAUGAAGAGCCACUUCCUCAGACCGCGGGUGGACCGUCUGAAACUGCUGGGAGAUCUGCUCACCAGUGCCCGCCGGGUGGGCUGCACCAACGACCAGACAGGGGGGUUUGGGGAGUACAUCCUCAAUGAGCUGCAGGAGGAGCUGACUAGAUGAUUGAUGUGCUUCAGUCAAAAGGUCCUUUCAGACACAAUGCGAUUUGCGGUGUGUUAUGUGCUGGAUUUGGUACACUCCAGUAGCGUACUGUGCUGUACACUGUUAAUAGCUUGACGAAACGAAAAAAUAAUUGUAGCAAGGUGCAAGCCAUUGAAAAUAAUAGGUUUCAGGGCACAUUGCUGUUAUCGCAAUGUGUCUUAAAGAUGUGUGUGCGGUGGCCGGGAACCCUCAAUGCUGCAAAUAAAAGAAACGCUGCAAACAAAAAGAAACAGCGCUACAAAUAAAAGACACGCUACAAACAAAAAGAAAC
Molecule: messenger RNA, 1103 nt
Organism: Larimichthys crocea (large yellow croaker)
Lineage: Eukaryota; Metazoa; Chordata; Actinopteri; Sciaenidae
Product: Ferritin light chain, oocyte isoform-like
Exons: 3
Coding region: 188-793 (201 amino acids)
Biological process (GO): iron ion transport; intracellular iron ion homeostasis
Cellular component (GO): cytoplasm
Molecular function (GO): ferrous iron binding; ferric iron binding
Source: RefSeq, a predicted model, not a curated record